UGCCAUUAAGAUUAACCAAUUUUGAGUUUCUCAAGGGAUUGCCAUGUCCACUGACGACCCAAAAUCCUCAGGUGUAUCCACAGACGACCAGAAACCCAAUUCCCCCCAAGAUGAAACCUCCUCCAACAACCCCCCUGCAGCUCCCAAAGAUGCUGAACCCUCCAAGCAAAGUUCAGAUCCUGAUGUUACAGAAAUGCAGCCUGGCCAAACUGAAGGGAUGAAAUCCAGUUCCAGUACUGAUGCUGAUCCCCAAGGAGAACCAUCGACCCAACACACUGCUCCUGUGAGCCCUAUCAAAGCUGCCAUGGAUGAUUCAAUCCAUGCUGCACCAGAAACUGGUGAUACUGGACCUCAUAGAGAAAAUCCUACACCUGAUGUCCAUGCUCAUCCUGAACCUCUACAACACCCACCAUCCCCACCAGUCCUACCACCCUCACCACCCCUACCACCCCCACUAGUCCUACCACCCUCACAACCCCCACCACGCCCACUAGUCCUACCACCUCUACCACGCCCACCACCCCCACUAGUCCUACCACCAGCACCACGCCCACCACCCCCACUAGUCCUACCACCAGCACCAGCACCACGCCCACCACCCCCACUAGUCCUACCACCAGCACCAGCAACACCACCACCACCACGCCCACCACCCCCGCUAGUCCUACCACCAGCACCAGCACCAGCACCACGCCCACCAUCCCCACUAGUCCUACCACCAGCACCACGCCCACCAUCCCCACUAGUCCUACCACCAGCACCACGCCCACUACCCCCACUAGUCCUACCACCCUCACCACCCCUACCACCCCCACUAGUCCUACCACCCUCACCACCCCCACUAGUCCUACCACCAGCUGAAGAAUCAGCCUCGAAAGAUUCUGAUCGCCCAACUUAUGCAGCACCCUCUGAAAUUACGGCGCAUUCUGAACCAAGAAGAGAAGAAGAUGAUGAAAUCGCCAAAGAGCCUACUGGUGAUGCUCAUCCCUUUCCUCUUGCAGAUGAUGCAACCACUUCACGGAGACUACCACCGUCCCAAACUGACCCUGGGAUCAAAAGCCAUGAAAGAGAUGGGAAAACUCCAAAACGAUCACAUUUUUGGAAGUAUGUCAAAAAAUUCUUUCCACGUGACAAUGAAAGAUCUUCGUCCAGAAUAUCUGAUGACACUCCAGAUAGAAGAUCGCCGCCCAAAAGAUCUGAUGACACUCCAGCUCAAGAAGGUCCAACCACUACCUCAAAUCCAGACGACAAGAAGACACAGGUUUCUGAGGAGUCGAAAAAAGCAGACCUUGGUUACAUUAAGAAGUCGAUAAGCGCAGACAUUGAUUACAUUAUGAAGGCGGCAGAAAAUCUUGGACGGGAUCAUGAACAACUGAAAAAAGCACACAAGGAUGCUCAAACUAAUUGGAACACCUUGAGGGAAUCAGAUAUGUUGGAUGUUCUUGAGGAGUUAAAAAAUGCUAUCAUCAAACUGAAGCUUCAGAUUCCUCAAAGGUACAAAGUCGAUUCAGAUGAAACAGACCGUCAUAAGACAUUGCAGUUAGCUUUCAAGGCCAAGAAAGAGAUUCCGCCGGAAGAGCUUAAGUUAAUGCCUCGACUGCACAAUGAUACUGUUUUCGAAAACAGUGUGGAGUUCAAAGAUUUUGAGGCUCGUUACAACUAUCUCCCUAAUAAAAUGAAGCUGUGCUUGCUGUGUUUCUCUAUUUUCCCUAAAGAUGCUAUCAUCAAGAAGAGGCUAAUGGUGCAAUGGUGGGCUUGUGAAAGAUUUGCCAACAAGAAACAUGGUGACGAUUACUUCAACAAGUUCAUGGAGAUGGGGUUCAUUGAGCCUGUGAAUAAAAACAAAAGCAGCUCUGUCAAGGAGUGUCAAAUGCAUCCAUUUCAUCGAUCUGCAUUGGCUAUCCUGGCAGAGAGGGCUAAGUUUUUUAAUUUUGAUACCAAUGGAGAGCCCACACAAAACUUCCAAGAGGUUUUCCAGGCAUGCUUGGUUGGAGAUGGAAUAAUUUCCUAUGAUGAUUUAGAGACUGUGUAUAAUAGUAAAAUCAAACAACCGAAGAAUGAUGAUUUGGAUAAGGUUUUGAAGAGAAUUCUUGAGAAGGUUCAUCUAGUUUUCAAUGUGAGGGAAGCCAAGCUUGAAAUCAAAGGUGAUUGGUUUUCCAUGAUGAAAAAUGUGAAUUUCAUACAUUUGGGGAAUUGGAGAGCUACGGAUCAUGUCGAAGUUGAAAGUACGGAGUUUUUGGAGAAAGUUGGGAACAUGGAUUAUCUGAAAUUUCUCAGCCUUCAAGGGGUUGCAAAUGUCAUCUUCCUUCCUGCCUCCAUCUCAAAGUUUGCAAGUCUCGAGUUCUUGGACCUUCGAGGUUGCCAUAAUCUUGAGAGCAUACCAGACGAAAUAGGUUCUCUCAAGAGUUUAACACACUUGGAUAUGUUAGGUUGUGCUCUGAUUGAUCACAUGCCCAAGAGCCUGAGUCACCUGGAGAAUCUUGAAGUGCUUAAGGGGUUCGUGCUUAGCAAUGGAAGGAGCAACAGUAACUCAUGCACACUCGAUGAUUUGAGGAGAUUGAAGAAGUUGGAAAAAUUGUGUAUUUAUGCAGGCUUACCUCUGUCUGAUGAGCAUGUUAAAUAUUUGGGAAAUUUGAAAAGCCUUCUCAAGUUGACGAUUACUUGGGGAGCAACCGACGCAGAGAUUUCUGAAACCUCUACACAUAUCUCCUCCACACUCCCUUCCACAUUGAAGAAGCUGAUUACAUGUGGAGCAACCGAUGCAGAGAUUUCUGAAACUUCUACAGAUACCUUCCCCACACUCCCGACCACAUUGAAGAAGCUGGAUCUCAAAUGCUUUCCCAAGUCCACCACUCCUAAGUGGCUCUUGUGUAGUAAUUUGUCCAGCUUGGAGAAGCUCUACAUCAGAGGUGGGCUGUUUUCUGAUUUGGGUCAAUACCAGGAUGUUGAUGAAUGGUAUCCUUCUGCCUGGCCAGACAAGAAGAUCGACACAUGGAAUGUUACUCACUUACGGCUCAAAUUCUUGUCCAAACUAGAGCUGGAUUGGACGCAGCUUCACGAAUUAUUUCCUCAUUUACAAUACUUGGAGCAAGUUGAUUGUCCUAAACUUACUUUCUCCCGGUGUGAUGCUAAUGGGGUAUGGAAGAAGUAGUAGAAAUGAAUCGUGGCUCACAUUUCUCCCCAGAGAUCGUAUGCCAGUCAUCUGUAUGUUUCCCUAAUUGUUUUGUUUAUGCCACAAUUUUAUUUUCUUAUGCAUUGGUUUGUUCCAUUUGAGUUUGUGUUUGUUGCCUGCUUAUGAUCGCCGUGAAUCAUGCUGCUAGCGAUGCUGUCGUGUUAGGUGGCAUGGGGAAGUAGUUUGUCACAUGCAGACAUGUAUCUUUUGUGUGUUGUAUUCCUUUCAGUUUUGGAGAAUGAUCAUCUAUCCAUUUGUUGGUUUGCU
Messenger RNA from Andrographis paniculata, 3439 nucleotides. RefSeq lists its product as uncharacterized. The transcript has a single exon. NCBI's taxonomy places the organism in Eukaryota, Viridiplantae, Streptophyta, Magnoliopsida, Lamiales, Acanthaceae. Gene Ontology annotation, biological process: defense response to other organism. The record is from RefSeq and is a predicted model, not a curated record. The coding region runs from base 44 to 3151 and encodes 1035 amino acids.